AUGGUGCGAUCGCUGCAUCCUCAUCAAUUCCGGUCGCCAUGGCCAAUGUAUUAUUGGGCCAAAGGUCUGAGAAAGAUUGGGCCACAAAGGCAUGACAAAAACAAAUGGCCGGUUAACAGAUGGUUCCCUGAAUUGAAUCCUAAGAUUGAGAAGACGAAUCCGAAACAAUUGUGGAGUAAGUCUUCUUCAGAUGUUUAUUAUUCAAAUUUUUAGGUAGCAAAGGGUGAAACUGUCUUUUUGAUAGAUAUUUGAAAGAAACGAUUAUUUAAAUUGUUUUUGAGAUUGAAAAUAUGGUAUACCUUGUUUGAAUUGCCAUUUUCAAUGCGACAUAGUGACGUUAAAGCUAGUGUUUGCAGUAAAAAAGUUGACCUAAUAUGUGUAGAAGAUAAUUAUAGAGAAUAAUUGAUAAAUAAUGUGUAUUCAGACUACACAAAGACUCAACCAACUGGUUAUGUGGAUCCAGUGAGCAAAGAAUUUGUACAUGUGCCAGAAAUGGUGCCAGAACUGAUUGUACCAGACUUGACUGGGUUUGAAUUGAAGCCAUAUGUUAGCUACAAGGUUGAUAAUGAAAUAGAAAAGAGGUGAGUGGGAUAAAACUUUCUAUUUUUGGUGUUUUAGGUCUGACAAAGUGUGUGAUCAAGUGUAACAUAUCGAUAAUGUUAUCUUUUUUCUCUCAGGUAUUUAUUAAAGUAAAAAUCAAAUAUUACAGAGAAAAGGCGUAUCACAAGCUUAUAAAAGAGAAGGGAAGUAUCGAGAUGGCUGAUUUGUAUUCAGACGAAGAUCAGCGAUGGCCUCCGCCGAAGACAACGCCCAAAUUAUUAUUUGAUAUUCACUAUGCUGAAAAGAUUCGUGCUGAAUUUAAUGCAAAGAACAAAAAGGAUUAG
This is a messenger RNA of Bursaphelenchus okinawaensis, 884 nucleotides long. Lineage: Eukaryota; Metazoa; Nematoda; Chromadorea; Rhabditida; Aphelenchoididae. The record is from the annotation of a GenBank genome assembly.